Molecule: messenger RNA, 519 nt
Organism: Scylla paramamosain (green mud crab)
Lineage: Eukaryota; Metazoa; Arthropoda; Malacostraca; Decapoda; Portunidae
Exons: 3
Coding region: 67-348 (93 amino acids)
Source: RefSeq, a predicted model, not a curated record
CGCUUGCAGCUAUAAAACACUCCCAGGCUGCCUCGAGAAGCAGUACCAACGCAGACUCCGACAAACAUGCUCAACUCGGUGUUCGUGGUGUGCCUUCUGGCCUCUGCUGCCCUCGCCAUUCCUGGUGGCUACGGUGGCGGCGGACACGGCGGCGGUGGCGGUGGCGGUGGCGGCUAUGGUGGUGGCGGCUACAAUAGGCCCACCCCCUACGCUUUCGAUUACGGCGUCUCUGCUGGCUACAACAACUUCGGCCACAGCGAGAAGGGCAACGGCUACGGAGGCGUGCACGGUGGCUACUGGGUCAACCUUCCCGACGGCCGCGUGCAAAGGGGUGUCCUACGUAGCUGACUACAGCGGCUACCACCCAGUGGUGACCUACUCCGGCAAGGCCCACUACCCAGCAAGCUACGGAUAUGGCCAUGGCGGCGGCGGCGGCGGCGGAUACCACUGAGGACAUCACCACUGGAAGCACUGAUGGGGUUCUUCGUAUUAUAGAGUAAAUAAAACAUUCAAGUAAAA